This is a messenger RNA of Drosophila mojavensis, 1671 nucleotides long. RefSeq names its product membrane-bound alkaline phosphatase (gene Alp9). The transcript has a single exon. Gene Ontology annotation, biological process: dephosphorylation. The coding region runs from base 25 to 1605 and encodes 526 amino acids. The record is from RefSeq and is a predicted model, not a curated record. NCBI's taxonomy places the organism in Eukaryota, Metazoa, Arthropoda, Insecta, Diptera, Drosophilidae. Gene Ontology annotation, molecular function: alkaline phosphatase activity.
GUAUCUGCUGAGAACCCGAACGAAAUGCGGACAAUUCAGUUCCUCGCGAGUCUUUGGCUGUUGCUGCACUUGGCGGCCUGUGUCUUGGGUGGCGCUGUGCCCGUCCAGCCAGUGGACGACGAUGAUGAGGAGGCAAUGCAUCCCCAUCUGCAGGCAAAUCCACGGACGAGUGAGCGUAGCAGCAACGCCGAGAACACACAGGACUAUUGGCUCUCAGCGAGCAAGGAGCACAUUCUGGAGAAGCUCAACUUCGUGCGGAACACAAAGCGUGCAAAGAACAUCAUUCUCUUCCUGGGCGACGGCAUGGGUCUGGCAACUCUGGCGGCUGCCAGGAGCUACUUGGGUGGCGAGGAGAAGAAGCUCUACUUCGAGAAGUUUCCCUUCACUGGCCUCUCCAAAACCUACUGUGUGGACAAAAUUGUGCCCGACUCGGCAUCGACCUCCACAUCCUAUCUGUGCGGCGUGAAGGCCAACUACGGCACGAUUGGAGUCAGCGCGAACGUGAAACGUGGUGACUGCCAGGCCAUGGCCGACAAAUCCAAUCAUGUUUUCUCCGUGGGCAAAUGGGCAAUGGACGCGGGCAAAGCCGCCGGCCUGGUGACCACAACCCGUGUGACCCACGCCUCGCCCUCGGGCGUCUAUGCGCACACUGCCGAUCGGGAGUGGGAGAACAAUGCCGUGCUGGAGGAGGCGUGUGGCGACCUGGCUAAGGAUCUCGACGACAUUGCAGUGCAGCUAAUUCACGGCGAGGUCGGCAGCAAACUGAAGGUGAUGCUUGGCGGCGGCAGACGUAACUUCAUGGAUCUCGAGUUCUACAAGAAUGGCCGACGCACGGACGGACGCAAUCUGGUCGAAGAAUUCGAAGCCAUGUCUGACCGCAACGUCUAUGUGAAGAAUCGCAAGAAGCUGCUCAAGGUGGAUCCCGCGACAACGGACCGCCUGUUGGGUCUGUUCGCCAAGAGCCACCUGCACUACCAUGAGGAGCAGCUGGCCGAUCCAGAGAACACGGAGCCCACGCUGGAGGAGAUGACCCAGAAGGCCAUUGAGGUGCUCCAGACCGAGGAGAACGGCUACUUCCUGUUCGUGGAGGGUGGCAAAAUCGAUAUCAGCCAUCACGAUACGAUGGCCCGCAUCGCCCUGGACGAGACCGCCGAACUGUCGAAGGCCGUGAAGCUGGCGCGCAAAAUGACCAGCGAGGAGGACACUCUGAUCGUGGUCACCUCCGAUCACUCGCACACCUUCAGCCUGGGUGGCUACCAGCCGCGCGGCAGCGACAUCUUCGGCAAGGCCGAGUCCUCCGGCACCGACGACAAGCCCUAUCUGGCCCUGAGCUAUGCCAAUGGCAAGAGCUUCGAGACCUACUACGAUGUGAUGGCGCACCAGCGCGUCGAUCCCACGUCCUUGCUGGCGGACAACGCUGAUGUGGCCCAGCUGUUCCCAGCCACCGCACCACUGGAGUCCGAGACGCACGGCGGCGAGGAUGUUGGCGUCUUUGCCUCAGGUCCCUGGGCCCACAUCUUCACCGGCGUCUACGAGCAGAACGCCAUUCCACAUAUGCUGGCCUUUGCCGCAUGCGUGGGCGAUGGCCAGACAGCCUGUGAUUGAUUGACAGCUUCAAUUGAGCAUUGAUUCUAAUUAAAUGUCGCAGUCCUUGGCGGCGAUAGCAAACGA